CUCGCCCCCGGCCCCCGUCGCCCCCGGACCCCCCGAACCGGAGCCGCCCCCGGCCCGGCCCCGCUCCCUCGGCCCCGGGGGGGGCCCGGACCCGCCCCGGCCCCGCCGCCCCGGCCCGGCAGGAUGAUCAAGCUGUUCUCGCUGAAGCAGCAGAAGAAGGAGGAGGAAUCGGCGGGCGGCACCAAGAGCUCCAGCAAGAAGGCCUCAGCCGCGCAGCUCCGCAUCCAGAAAGACAUCAACGAGCUGAACCUGCCCAAGACGUGCGAGAUCGACUUCUCGGACCAGGACGACCUCCUGCACUUCCGGCUGCUGAUCUGCCCCGACGAGGGUUUCUACAAGGGCGGCAAAUUCGUCUUCAGCUUUAAGGUGGGCCAGGGCUACCCGCACGACCCGCCCAAGGUGAAGUGUGAGACGAUGGUUUAUCACCCCAACAUCGACCUGGAGGGCAACGUGUGCCUCAACAUCCUCAGGGAGGACUGGAAGCCCGUGCUGACCAUCAACUCCAUCAUCUACGGUCUGCAGUACCUGUUCCUGGAGCCGAACCCCGAGGACCCCCUGAACAAGGAGGCUGCCGAGGUCCUGCAGAGCAACCGGCGCCUCUUUGAGCAGAACGUGCAGCGCUCGCUCCGGGGGGGUUACGUGGGGGCCACCUACUUCGAGCGCUGCCUCAAGUGACCCCAAAAACAGAACCCCAACCCCUCCCCCCCCACCCCAUAAAACAAAAAAAAAACAAAACAAAAGCUCCAAUUCCACCGAUCACCCCACAAACCUCCUGCUGGUUUUGUGGGGAGGGGGUUUGUGGGGUUUGCUGUGCCCUGAGCGCUGUCUGGAGUGAUUCCCCUCCCCUAAAAUACACCCCCCACCCCCCCCCAAAAAAAAAAAAGAAUUCCCAAACUUCCUGUGCCUCCCAACCCCAAAGAAAACCCCCUAAAACUGCCUGAGCCCCCCCUCCCCCUCCCCACCCAAAGAAACCCCAAAAGUCCCCAGCCCCCCCCAAACCAACUGGGGGCUGUCUGGGUGAGGUUUUGGGGUUUGUCGAGUCCUGAGCGCUGCCUGGAGUGACCCCCCCCCCCCCUAAAAAUACCCCCCAAAAAAACCCCACAACUCUGAGAUUCUUCCCCCCCCCAAAAAAAAAAAAAUCAUCCCACCCAAAAGUGCCCAACUUCCCCCAAACCAACUCUAGAACUUUGGAGGGUCGGGCUGGGGGGGUGGGGUGGAUGUAUGGGGGUGGCAGAUCCCGAGCGCUGCCUCGAGUGAUCUCCCCCCAAAAAAACCCCAAAAGUCCCAAAAAUCUCCUGACCCCCUUCCCCCGCCUCCAGGACCUCCCCAAAAACUGUGGGGGGUGUGUUUGGGGGCACUGACCUCGAGUAACCCCCCCCCCCCCCAAAAAAAAACCCCCAAAUCCCCUCCCCCCACUAAAAAAAAAAAAACCCAAACCCCCAAAUCCACCUCCCCAAAAGACCCCAAAUCCCCCCAAAAUUCCCCUGGGGGGAGGGGUGUGGGGGUCACUUCAGCGCUGCCUCGAGGGACCCUCCCCUAAAAAAUCCCAAAAACCCCCAAAAUUCCCCCUCCCCCCCUAUUUAUUCCCCCCAGGGGACGGGGCAGCCCCUCCCCCCUCUGCCCCCCCCCCCCCCAGCGCUGCUCGGGCCCAGAUUAAAGAG
Messenger RNA from Cinclus cinclus, 1661 nucleotides. RefSeq names its product ubiquitin conjugating enzyme E2 M (gene UBE2M). Bases 124 to 675 code for a protein of 183 amino acids. Lineage: Eukaryota; Metazoa; Chordata; Aves; Passeriformes; Cinclidae. The record is from RefSeq and is a predicted model, not a curated record. The transcript has 6 exons.